ACUCUCGGAAGUAGAUGCAUUGUUGUGUCAGGUGAAUGGCUGGAGUUUCACGCUGCUGUUGAUAGACUUCGAAUGAGUGGUGCAUGCUUAAUCAUUCAAGAGAUAAGUGGAAUUACUAAGACAAAGUUUAUUGAUGUUUCUUUUUAAUCAAGCGUUGAUAGACAGUGGGCUACCACUGCACGGUAAUGGGGACAUAUGUCAAAACAGCUAUUGAUGGAACUAGCCGGCCACCAACGUGUUCUGCAGUUUUCCACAUUAGUUAGCCAAAGCAAAUAACGGCGAUUAAGCAAGUAUUGAAGCUGAACUCCCUGCUUGUGAUAUAUCUGAGUAACGCAAUCUAGCUAACUCGGUUGUUUGCAACAUACCACAGUGUUGUGCCUUCCAGGUUUGAUGUCCCCCUUUUCAAAAUGAAUACACUCCAGAAUAACCCAGUAUGUUCUUUUUUUUUAAAUGAGGACGACGCUCGUGCAAUCGAAGACGCCAUCAGAGCAGCAAUAAAGGUAGUCCUUAAUGUUUCCUGGACAAUAAGCAACAAAAAGAUGCAAGAAUUCCAAAGGAUGGUGGCCGAAAGGGACAGAGAAAACGAAAUUCUGAAAAUCCGAAUGGAAAAUGCUGAAAGAGAACUCGUAACGUUGCGUCAUUUCAAGUACUCAGUGGAGCAGUGUGACGAUAGUCUGAACUCAGACACAGAUGGCACCCAUGGGCGGGAUGCCUGCCUUUCGACUGAGGAGAACGAAACGCAGCGUGCUUGUGCGGUGCCAUUUCUGCAUUAUGAAGAGAAAGUGGUGCUGAGUGAAUGCACACGGAAGAGAGAGAUUAAGAGUCCAUAUGAGGGGACAUACUCAGAGGCACAUCCUCAGGAGAGGGAGGCUACUGCAUGCAUUUGGGAGAGCCCUGCAAUGACGGACUUAAAUGACAAGGUAACCAGUGAGAGGACCACAAGCCCCAUCACAUCCGGGGCCCAGUCAGGUGGGCAGCCAGAGUGUGGCAGGACAUUGACUAUCGCCAAGGUGAAAGAGGAGCCUCCCGACUUUGAGAGCAUUUACUUCAAGUGGGAGAUGUCUGAGGAGAGUGUCAGAAGGGUGGAGUGUGAAUCUUACCCAGGACCUCCUCCAUUUGCUCCCUUCUCCCAAUUCAGAAUGGGGGAUUCUUUGCCUGCGGGAACCCAGAUCUUCAGCUUCGGACUCUCUGAGCAGCCAGGAGAAAGAGGGGCAACCUCAUCGUCUUGUCUGAGAAAGCGAAUCUCUAGCAGAGAGAGGCAGCAGAAGUACAGAGAGAGGAUCCGAGCUGACCCAGAAAAAGAGCGUGCCUUCAGGGAGAAGGACAGAAACAGGCACCGUAACAGGAGAAAGGCGAUCUGUGACUUGCCGGAACACAGCCAGAAACUCAGGAGGGUGGCCUGGAGGGAGGCGUCCAGACGCCACCGCGCCCGGAUGAAAAAUUCUGCGUCCAGAUGACCCCAAUCCAUGUCCUCCUGCACGGACUGUUGCAACCGCAGUUCACUUGAAUUUUGAAUUCUUUAGCUGCCUCAAGAAAACGUGAUUUGUACAUAAGACCACAGCUGUGUACCGGAUCAUGUGACCACUGUACUUCCCCUGAUUUAUUCUCAUUGAGUGAUGCUCAUCCAUGACCUUGAACAAAAGUUACACAUAUGAACUGACCUUAAACCAGCCUUUUGGCAACCGUGAUCCUAGCUUUCUGUUCUUCAGUCUUGGGGGGUGCUUAUGGAAUAAACUGAAAACGAACACAAA
Anguilla rostrata (American eel) is the source of this 1751-nucleotide messenger RNA. RefSeq lists its product as uncharacterized. Lineage: Eukaryota; Metazoa; Chordata; Actinopteri; Anguilliformes; Anguillidae. Bases 408 to 1457 code for a protein of 349 amino acids. The record is from RefSeq and is a predicted model, not a curated record. The transcript has 4 exons.